Molecule: messenger RNA, 431 nt
Organism: Caenorhabditis elegans
Lineage: Eukaryota; Metazoa; Nematoda; Chromadorea; Rhabditida; Rhabditidae
Gene: Y39F10C.3
Product: Cystatin domain-containing protein
Exons: 3
Coding region: 17-391 (124 amino acids)
Source: RefSeq, marked reviewed
AUUCAGCCAUUCCAAAAUGUCCCUCCUCACCGCUCCACUCACCAUUGGUCUCCUGCUCUUCAUCCUUCACGGAUCCUGUGAUGGAAGCCCAGUCCCAAUAGGAUUUUACAGUCAAGUUAACAAUGAUCGUGCUUUGUAUAGACCUGUUGGAGUAAAAUUCAAGGAACUGAUCAGAGACUCUGCACUGGAGAGCAAAGCGUCGAGAUCGUCUUGCGGCAGCUUUGGGAAUGUAAACGUGGUGUAUGUGAAAACCAAGAAUGGCUUCAGAGUGAAACAGAAACACGAAUAUAUGAUCAACGUUUACAAUCGUGUUGGCUGUGCUCAGCUGGAUUGCGGCCCCACUUUCAAGCCCGAGUCCACACACAGAGUUUGUGUUUUUGGUAGAGGAUGAAUUUGCUCCUCUUGUUUGAAUGAAGACUUGCAAUUAAAAU